Molecule: messenger RNA, 3284 nt
Organism: Pieris napi
Lineage: Eukaryota; Metazoa; Arthropoda; Insecta; Lepidoptera; Pieridae
Gene: stumps
Product: phosphoinositide 3-kinase adapter protein 1
Exons: 15
Coding region: 223-3216 (997 amino acids)
Cellular component (GO): cytosol
Molecular function (GO): fibroblast growth factor receptor binding; transmembrane receptor protein tyrosine kinase adaptor activity
Source: RefSeq, a predicted model, not a curated record
GCAAGUUUACGCAGCUCAUCGGACGCAGCGGCUGUGUGCUACGCUUGUGAAAAUUAAUAUAACCUUGCCAUGAGUUUUCCGAGACGUGCGCGCGUAUUUGUUACUCGUAAAUAAUCGCGAUGCCGUUGUUAUGAGCUGUUAUCGGGGUCAUCGCGCGUCAACGAACUAGUCGUUCGAAGAUCCACCAUCUUUGGCAGCGGAAGUAGCGGCGGAUGUCCCGGCAUGGAUAAUCCAUCUUACUUCGCAUUUCCGGAAAAAGAUGUCACCGACAAUGCCAGUUCAACGGUCAGUGGGCCGGAGCAGUAUUCCCGUUCUGCUCCUGCCCGAGCAUGGGCAGAUGGUGGUAGACCACUUCAAUCACCAAGGAGAAGGGAGCCCGAAAGCCCAAGGAGAAAAGAGUUCAGGGCUCUCCUUAGGUCGCUGUCAGCGAAGGAACCUGAAAAGGCAGAAGCUUUUCUCAAAGGACAGCCAAGACCUGGGGACUGCGCGCCUGGUGACAUGAGACAUACAUUUACUGCGCCGAGGAUAAAGAAAGGCAAAAUCAGUACAACUAUAGUGACAUCAGAUGGGACAAAGGAGCAUGAAGAGGUUUUCUAUACUGUACCCCAACAGGGCCGCAGACGACAUUCAGUUGGGGGCUAUCUUGCCACAGGAGCAAGCGGUGCGGGUGAAGUUACAACUGUGCCCAGUGAAGUCCCUAAAAUGCCACCUCCAAGAUUCAAUCAGCAGGACGAUGAAGUCAGAAGAAGACGUCCAAGAAAUUUCUCAUUUAAAGAAAUGGAAGAUAUCGCGAUCCUGUGGAGCUCGGGUUCGCCUGAGAGCGCUCUAUGGUCCAAUUAUCUGGUGGCCAGCUUUGACAAAAUCAUGUCACAAAGAGCAAGGCACCAUUACAGAGUAACACCAAUAAAGGCCGAAGAAUUGAUGUCUCCAGACUCUCAGGAAAAAUUGGAUAAGUUAGCAAAAGCUCAGUUGCAAAUCGUUAUCCUAUGUCCGAUACUUGCGACAAAAAUGGCGGAUUUAAAGCGAGACCUCCAUUGUGAUGACAUAUUUAAGUCCGAGAAAGUUCUUGUCAUGCUGCUGGGAGUAGAAAGGAACAGUGUUAUCGCGCAAAAUUGUGAUGACUAUCCAACCGUUGACGAAUGGCAGAUGAUGUCAGUUCGGGAGAAGGACACAUCAUUUGUGGAUACAUUCCUGACAGCAGCAGUGGGUAUACUCCGUACAAAGGACUGCAAAGACACAGCCACAGACAGAACAAGCUUCUCCAUUGUGCCAAAGAAAGUGAAAAUUGGUCAAAGUCGAGUGAUAGCGCUACUGAAUGACCCCAUUAGAGAGGAAGACAGUAUCAAGAUUAUGGUCGAUAAGAAAGGCGAGGUCAUUCAUAUACCUACUUUCAAGAAGAGGAAUCCUUAUACAUUGCAAUUUGAUAUACCAGAGUCAUGCUUGGAAGUGUCUAUGUUAGUUUGGGUGCGUGUAAGCAAGAACGGACAAUCCUUAGGACGAAGACAAAUCAAAUGCGAGAGUCGACUCAGAGAAUUGGACCAGCUGCUUCGUGCUUCCGACCAUCCUUUAGAAUUUAUGUGCCAGACAUUAGGUUUUAAGACAACUAGCAAAGAACAACUGGAUAGCUGGAUGCUCAAUGCCUUUCAGAAGAAUAUUCCGCCUCAUUUCAAUCUUCUGUCAUCCACUGAACAGUACAAUCCGAAAGCUGAUGUAUCGAGUGGUGAAGAAUACCCAACGUUACUCCACUGGGCAGCUCGAUUCGGUCUAGAAAGAGUUUGUUGGCAACUCCUCGAAUGUCCCGGUGGUGGGGCUGCGGUCGCGUUGAUGAACGCACGUAGACGCACACCGGCGGACCUUGCACGCGACCAUAAACAUUACAAACUAGCUGAUAUGUUAGCUGAUCAUCUUAAAAUAAACGAAUUCUCGAACAUGUACUACUAUCUUAAGAACAUGUCUGACCCUGAUAAGGAAGGGCAGGAAGAGGGCAAACAAGAACUACAAAUCGUUGAGUCCACUGACGUCAUCGAUUCACCAACGCGUGAAACCGCUGUCAAUGGCUCUGAUCCAUUCAGCGAGACGUGUACACAAAGUUUGGAAGAUAACUUCGAAAAACCAGACGAUAUCACAAAGAAAAGAAGACCUAGUCUCAAAAUACCAAAACCUAGCGAGCAAUUAUACCAAAACGAUUUCCAACUUCGCGACGACACUGCAGACCGAAUCCAACAAGCAAUCGAACACGACUAUUUAGUACAACCAUCGAACAUCAAAGUAGAAAGUCCCAAAUUUCGACCAAACAACUUAUACGCGAACAGCUCGAGAUUAAUCCCCCACCAAUCUGAUAUCUUCUUAUACUCUCCCACCGAAGAGUCCAAAUCAUUUCUGAUAGAGACUCCAACAUCUGAUAUAAGUCAGAUUACUUUGAGUACCAAAGAUAACCGCAAUAGUGGUAAUUCAGUAAAAUCCGGUAAAGAUGCAACUGGACAAGAAGAAUUAGCUGAAAUAAUCAAUGAUUUUAAAAACAACGUCUUCUCAAUAUCCGAAGUGGAAAAGCUAGUCAUGGAAUGGCGGAAUAGAAAUGAAACGCAACAGUCACUCAAAGAAAAGCAAGAACAGUUAAAUAAAAUGCGUGAGGAAUACGAUAAGAUUCAACAGAAAAUAAAAGAUAAGCUAAAGAGGCCUACACCAUUCGAGAGGGUUAAAAAGAUGUUUUCUAAGAGUAAAAAUAAACAUAACGAUGGCAGUAAUAGUAAUACAGGCACUAUUGAGAAACGAAAUGGAAGUACUAGACCUAAUAGUAGCCUAAGUGAAAGUUCAUCAUCAUCAGGUCGUCUGAGCACAGUGAGUGGCGGAAGUGUUGGAGAGACUAAUAGUGUACAAUCAGAAUGCCACGAUGAUAAGGCCAGAUCUAUUAUAUCGUCAAGUACACUAACAAUGAACUCUUGCGACGGCGACAAUCGCUUGGAUGAUUAUCUGAUUCCGCCCCCGCCUCGCCCUGUCAACGGAUGCGCUCAAUUCACAACAUUUGGACAUCCCAAACAAGAUAGAACACACAUGGCUACAAUAGUAGAAAGGGAGGCCUCUGCGUCUCGCGAGCGACUCGACUGCGACUCGGACGCAACGCACUUACGAAUGACUUUUGGUGCCCGCGACCGAAUUCGUUGUGACGACCGCGAUGGAGCUCACAUGUACAUGAAUAUAUCUGCUACUCAUUCUUAGAUAGUCAUUAGGAACAUUUAUCAAACUUAUUAAAAAUAAUGAUACAUAAACAUUGCUACCAAGUAAAA